AUGAGAAUUAACAUAUUAAGCAGUAUUAUUUUCAUUUUAUUGGCGAACGACGCACGCGCAGAUGUGCAGACGAUACAAAACAGUUUAAUUACGACUUACGAUCCUGGGGCACCUUCGGCAGUUGGACCUAAUUAUGGACGAAUUAGCCGCAGUGAUAAACCACCAGACCGACCCAUCAAAUUCGAAGAUAGUACUAAAGAACAAGAACAAAUUGAUAUAGAUAAAGUUGACCCAAGUUUACUUCUAGCAGAUGUAUCAUUUGAUAAUGAAGAAGACCUUAAUAAUAAUGACCGCAUUUCUAACAACGGAAGACAUGAUAGUGAAAAUACAGAUAAAAAGAUUAAAUUUGAAGAGAAUGAUGAUAUUAAUGAUGAUGCUGAUGAUGCAGACAAUGAUCAAGAAGAUGAUGAUUCUCCGAGAGGAACAAGUCAAGUAGUAUUUGAAGAUGACGGUCAAAAUGAAAAUGAUUCUCCAUACGCUGAUGAUUCUGAGAGAGAAGAAGAAACAGUUGAUAAACCGAUUAAAUUUGAAAAUCAAGAGUCUAACACCAAUACUAAAAACCAAGAAAUUGUUACUGAACGAGUAGCUUUCAUAGAUGAUAGUAAUCAGAAGCGAGAACCAGUGCGAAAGAAAACUAGAAAAUCUAGAAGACCUCGAUACCAAACAAAGCAACCCAAUCAAGCUCCAACAGGACCAAAUCCACCUUAUCCUGGUUACCCAAGUUAUCCAGGAGCAGGGUACCCCAGUCCUGGCUAUCCAGUCCCUAGUGACCCAAAUACCGGAUACCCAGGUUACCCUUUACCGGCUUAUCCAACUCCGGGCUAUCCUUAUCCUGGUUAUCCCACUCCGUACCCAGGAGCACCACUUCCAACUCCUCUAUAUCCAGGUGGAGCAUUUCCAACUCCUGCAUAUCCUGGGUAUCCAACUCCUGCAUAUCCAGCCUAUCAUUAUCCACCAAUCAAUCCAGGGUAUGGUGGACAUCCGCCGCUAGGAUAUCAGCCUCAAUAUCCAGAAAAUCAAAGACCUCAAUCAAAUCCUAUAGCCUACCCAACUCCUGCUACAGGAGACCAAAGUGGACAACCUGAUUCGAGAUAUCCCACUGCAGAAUAUUCUAACCUUGGAUCAUCAAUUGGACCGUCACAAAAUGGACAACUAGGAUUCCCAAAUCCUACUCCAGAUUAUCCGUACUACCAGGGUUAUUCAGUUCCUGGAUUUGCUCAAGGCUACCCAGGUGAUGCUAAUGGGCAUCAGCCUGGCUAUAGACCAGGGUAUGGGUAUCUUGGAGUUAACCAGCCUGGAUACCAAAAUGGAAAUGGAAGACCGUCUCGCCGCCCGAAGUCGUUGACCCAGCGAGCAGUGUCAGCAGUAGCCGAAGCCUUGACCUCGAUAGCAUUGUAUGAUGACCAGCAGUGCGUGCCCAAGAUACUCUGUGAAGUGGCUGGAGGUAGCAAAGCGGUGUCAUCACCAGCACUCCUCAAGGCGACUGAGAGUUUGCAGCCUUUGUUAACGUUGCUUGCUGCAUAUAACGGGCUUAGUUCAUCUCCUCUCUUCUUGUUCGGUCGGGCUGCUGUCACAGGAAUGACUGCAAAAGGCGAUCCUUCGGCUUGCCAGCGCACUUAUCCACAAUGUCCAACUGACCCUGAAAAACUGGUUCACUAUCUCAACAACCACAAUGGAGGUUUCUUCAGAUUCUUCGGGCAACCAGAACAGUCCCAGCAACCACAGAACUUAGAACAAUUCUACAAUUACUUAUCUGGUCAAUAUGGUUUACAGCAACAAUCACAACUACAACAAAAUUACGGAUUUCUAAGACCGUACGGUCAAGGUUAUGGAUACCCUAAUCAGAGUCCUUACACUAAUCCCCAAAACUAUGCUCAAAAUUAUUAUCAACAAAAUAGAUACAGAAAUGGAAAAGAAGAAACUGCGGAAAGUGAAAUACAGGAGCGUAUACAAAACAAACCAGCAAUUAAUGUCUUAGAAGAUGAAAACGAUCAAGGUAUUAAUGCUAGUCAAGAUAAUGGGUCCAAAUGGUCUUUCCCUGAAGAUGUUAAUGCGAAAAAGGGUUAUAAAAGAGAGCAAAUUAGGAUACACAAAGAAAUAGAAAGACCUACAAGAGGAAGUAAAACACUAAAAUUCCCUGACGACAGAUCAGAUGAUAGAAGAGAAAUAUUUAGAAUAAAACAUUUUCCAAGAGCAGAAAAGCAAGUAUACUUUCCUGGACAUAACAAUUUUCAAUUAUAUCCCAACUACCAAUCUACUACACCGGUCAGUUUAGAGGAAUAUGUUUUUGACCAUAAACAUAAUUUCUACGUGAAAAGACCUAAAGCUAUGAAAGUGGAAGAUGUGAAGGUGGUGUAUGUUGUGAGAGGGAACGGAGAUCCUAAUCAUCCAGAAGUCGUCAGAAUAAGACCUGGACAGAGUAUUACGAAAUGA
Messenger RNA from Spodoptera littoralis (African cotton leafworm), 2433 nucleotides. NCBI's taxonomy places the organism in Eukaryota, Metazoa, Arthropoda, Insecta, Lepidoptera, Noctuidae. The record is from the annotation of a GenBank genome assembly.